Molecule: messenger RNA, 933 nt
Organism: Glarea lozoyensis ATCC 20868
Lineage: Eukaryota; Fungi; Ascomycota; Leotiomycetes; Helotiales; Helotiaceae
Product: Thioesterase/thiol ester dehydrase-isomerase
Exons: 4
Coding region: 1-933 (310 amino acids)
Cellular component (GO): peroxisome
Source: RefSeq, a predicted model, not a curated record
AUGAGUGCCGCCCCAGGAGCAGGAUUCGAAUAUCCCCCAACAGAAGUCUCAUGGCUUCAGAGGGACGUUUUGCUGUUCGCAAACAGCAUAGGCUGCACAAAUGACGAGCUUCAUUUUCUCUUUGAAUUACACCCAGACUUCGCAGUCUUCCCAACGUAUCCCAUCAUCCUCCCAUUCAAGAAGACAUCCCAAGAAGUAAUCGAUUUCUACGCCGCCCAAGGCGAGACACCCAUCCCAGGAGUCCCGAAAUUCGAUUCUCGUCGCGUAGUCGACGGGCAGCGACUCAUUAAAUUCCUCAAGCCUCUCCCCUCCACAUCUGCCGGCCGCAAGUUCGAGCUCCGAACCAAGAUCAUCGGCGUAUACGAUAAGGGAAAAGCGGGAAGUGUGGUAGAACAACAACAGGAUAUUGUGGAUAAGGAGAGUGGAGAGGUUUAUGCUAGUGCGAUUGGAAGUGCUUUCUUUGUCGGACAGGGAAAUUGGGGUGGACCUAAGGGACCUGCUACUCAGAACUUCCCACCGCCUGAGGGGAAGAAACCAGAUGCUACAGUGAGCCAUCAAACUACGUUGGAGUCGGCGUUGCUAUACAGAUUGAACGGCGAUUACAACCCUCUCCACGCAACUCCCGAACCCGGAUCCAAGAUGGGUUUCGGAGGAGCAAUCAUGCAUGGUCUCUCAUCAUGGAACUUCGCUUGUCACGGCCUACUGAAAGCAAUGGGAGGAAGCGACCCAAAGAACAUCAAAGAAUUCCAAGCCCGCUUUGCGAGUCCCGUGAAGCCAGGCGACAAACUCGUGACCGACAUCUGGAAGACUGGAGAUGUGAAGGAUGGGUGGGAAGAAAUUCGAUUCGUGACGAAAAUUGAGGGUGGGAAGGUGUGCUUGAGUAAUGGGAGGGCGCUUAUGAAGGUUGUGGGUGGUGCGCAGAGUAAAUUGUAG